Messenger RNA from Papilio machaon (common yellow swallowtail), 2033 nucleotides. RefSeq lists its product as uncharacterized. The transcript is spliced from 4 exons. NCBI's taxonomy places the organism in Eukaryota, Metazoa, Arthropoda, Insecta, Lepidoptera, Papilionidae. The record is from RefSeq and is a predicted model, not a curated record. Bases 142 to 1614 code for a protein of 490 amino acids.
CGUCAAUGUCAGAUGGAGAUGUGAGUGAGCUUCAGCUUCAAUCUAAAAUAUAUUUGGAUUGUAUUGUAUAAAAGUGUUUGCUGUGUGGAAAAAUCGAUUUGUAUUUCAUUUAAAAAAAAAACAUCUUGCUAAAAAUUUACGAUGUUUCGUUUUACAAUUGCAAUAUUAUUAAUAAAUACGUGCUAUCGUAGUUUAGGCAAUCCAAUCGGUACCCACAUAACUGUAUACUCAUUAGAUAAUUCACUCAAAGCUCUUGAAAACCGCUGCGAAAACCAGUUUCUUGUAUCACAAAUUAAGGAGAAGAUUUCGGAAUGCAAUUUCACUGUGCCGCCGUUUAAAAUUAAAGAAAUGCAAUGCUUAAUUUUUUACGAUAUAAAUACCCAACUUUGUGACGCAAUUGGAAGCUCAAAUUUAAUACAGCAAAACGAUUUAUUAAAUAAUUUGCAGAACGUAAUUAAUUUAGACACACUGUGUACGGAUAUUACUAAAGACUGGAAAUUUACAAACUUUACUGAUAUACCUUUGUAUAAAAAUAUAGCUGAAGACGUUUUUAAAAAUAAAAAGCGAUGUGACAAGGUAUGUGAAGUUGCAGAUAUUACAAGUGAUGACAGCAACAACUUUUGUAAAUAUUUCAAAUGGGGGUCAGACACAUUAAAAAUAAUUCAAUCAAGUAUUCACAGCUCACAAAUGAAAGCCGCAAGUAAUGUAAUAGCACCCGCAGUUCCUGUGGUAACCAGUACGGAUACAAAGGUUAUUGAACCUGUUAUUGGUAACACCACAGUUAUUUCAACUACUAAGAACAAUAUUCCAAGCUCAAAUGAUGAAACUAAAGUUGCCAAUGCUGCUAGGCCUGAAACAACAGGAACAAACAUUGUUCAACCUGAAAUCAAAGAACCUAAUCCGAAUUUUGUAGAUCAAAAAACAAAUUCUGAGCUGAAUGCUAUAAAAGUAAAUGAAGGUGUAAAGAAAACAAGUGAACCUGGCAAACCAAAAGUUGAUGAAGAAGUAAAUAAUAGUGAGAAGUCAGUAGUAGCUCAGAAAGAUAAAGUAACGGUUGAAUUGGAUGAUGAAAAAACAAUACUUGAAGAAGAACAACCACCAAAAAAAGUUGACAUUGAAAAAGAAGAUCAAUUGCUAAACAAUCAGAUGAAAGAUAAAGAAUUUAAUGUUGAUGAUGUUGAAGAUGAUAUGGAUUCAGAAGAAGAUGAAAAGCCUGAUCUUCAAGAUAAUUCUGAGAUUAGUAUUGGUCAAGGAGAUAAACAAAAUGUUGAGGAAAAGCCAAAGGAUAACUCUAAAAGUAUUGCUCCAAUAAUAACUUCUUUUGCGGAUAAAUCUUCGGGCGAAUUCAUCUCCAAAAUGCCACAAGAUGAGUUUGAGGAAGAUGACGAUCAUUUCUUCUCAUUUUUCCUGACUGCAGUAAUUAUUGUAGUUCUUCUCUACAUAUUGUAUCACAACAAGAGUAAAUUUACUAAAGUGAUACUAGGUCUGAUUGUGGAAGGUCGUCAGACAGGUCGUCGUAGGAACAGCCGAGGACAUGCUUACCGAAGACUGGACACUCUGGAGCAAGCCAUGAGCACCAACAGUCCAGCACCGCCUAGCAAAAUUAUAUAUUGAACACUUUGUACUAUACAGUCAUAUUUGCGUUAACUCUUUUCUAAUAAGAGUUGGUAGAAAUAUGACAUGUAUCUGGCAACACUACUUUUCUACUAUUCUUCAUACGGAAAGUUCUAAAUAUUCUAGUUCUUAUGUCUAUUUAUGAAAUAUGAAUUAGUAGAAAUGUAUUGGAAAAUGUUUAUGGUCUACUUAAAUAAGACGAGAUCUCUUAAAUGUAGACUGUUAGAGUAGCUUAAAGCUAACUAUGAACUUUUAACACCUUAUUAAAACAGAUAAAGGUAGACAUACACGUACUGCUUCAAGCGGUGUACGGUCUGAAAUUAUAGCUGCUACAAAAUUUUUAGGUCCAUGUAUGUUAAACAUAAACUAUAUCUUGUUUCAAUCCAAACUUUAACCAUAGACAAACUUCUAUGCUAAAA